CCAGUGAGCGGGCACACUUAGCUACACGUGCAUUGAUGUGAUUGAAUUUUACUGGGAAAUAAUCCACGAAAAGUGGUUUAAAUCUCAUAUAUUGAGCGAAAUUCACACUGAAAGACAGUGCCGGAGCACUGAGGAUUACCAGUGAAUCGAAUCCGCGACAGGACCAUGAAUUUCGACGACGAGGACCGCUUGGAACUGCAGUUCCUGGCGGGCGGCAACAUCGUGGAACAUGCGCCUCUCUUUUCGCCCGAUGGCAGAUUCAUGUUCGUGCGGUGUCAGGAAAAGGUGCAGGUGUACGCCACCAGAACGGGCGAACUUACGCGGGUGUUGGACGACGCCACGGCGCCAUUGAUUAGCUUGGAAUUGGAUAUAAAGCAACCGGAUCUUCUGAUCGGGUGUACCAGUAAAGCGGAGAUAUUCCGAUGGAACUGGCGUGCGGGCGUUUUGAAAAAAACCGUAUCCCUAAAGCUCCCUCUCGGACAGACCAUAAUUUUGACCUGCCACCUGCUGAAUCUGUAUAAAGGUGGCGACACAGCCUGUGCCUUUGUCACCACAAGGGGGAAGAGUGGCGAGCAGGUCAAUUAUUUUGUGGUCAACACGAGUACGGGCGAUUUUAUCGAUAUCAACUGCGGCCUUAAGCUGAAAGUUCGGACUCCCCUCGUGGACGUGGGCAAGGGCCAGUUCAAGUACAUAGUCAUGGCUCAGGGCUUCUACAUCUACUUUAUCAACUACGAGACCUGGAAAUUCUGCCGCUACAAGGGUGCCUUACAAAAUCCCAUUACCUGUGUUCGGAUGAGUCCCUGUGAACUGGUGGCGGCCACCGCCGAUUCCGUAGGCAUGAUAUAUGUGUGGCGGGAUUUCGAAACGCUGGAAACGAUGACCAACACGCGCUUGCACUGGCAUCACACGGAGGUGACUAGCUUGGCCUUUUCGGCCUCGGGCGUGAGCAUCUACAGCGGUGGACAUGAGUGCGUUCUGGUGAAGUGGACCUUGGCUAGACCAGAUAUUCGCCAAUUUCUUCCCAGGAUGUCGAGUGUGAUACGACAUAUUGUAGUUAGCAAUGACAACGAAAGCAUCUUGGUUUGCACGGAGGACAAUGCCAUUCAGCUGGUGGGUGGCAGUGAUAACAACAUAAAAUCCACUGUGCAGCAUUUUACGUAUGAGACAAAUGACAAGACGGGCAGGAGUAAGUUUCCUAUGGGGUUACGCUUGAAUCCGAGGACGAAUACAUUGGUGCUAAAUGGCAGAUCGGGACAUUUGCAGUUUUAUUCAGCUUACACCAGGAGCAUGUUGUAUAAUCUACGCGUGGUAAACAGUAAUAUAUAUAGUGAGGAAGCAAACCACAUUAUCUACAAUACGAGAAUUACACAAGCAGCAUUCAAUAUAAAUUGGAUGGCUACUGGAGAGGUGUAUAACGAUCUGGAGAACUUUGCCGAAGUUUGUCUCAAAUUCUGGGAAUAUAAUGAAAAGUUGCAGAGUUAUAAUCUGAACACAGAGAUUAACCUGCCUCACGAGCACGGCUUCAAGGCCAUAAUCUUCUCCAACCAGUUCCAAGUUGACAAUUUGCGAUGUGCCACCGCUGGCGAGGACAACGUAAUUAAGAUGUGGGGUCUGACAGACUCAGAAAACAUCUAUAAGCGUGGUGUGAUGUGGAGUUGCCUGGCACAGACAAGCUACAGAAACCUACCCAUUGGUUCCCUUUGCUUUUCUCAGGAUGGGUCUCUGUUGGCCGUAGGUUAUGGCAACAUUUUGGCACUCUACGAUGCGAGAAAUCCGCGACUGCCCCUUCAAACACUAAGCUGUCCCCCUGGCUUAGACGGUGUAGUAUCCAAAGCUCAACUGAGAUUGGCACAGUCGCCAUUGAAUGGUUCCAGAAAAGAACUUAUCCAGCAAAGGCAACAACUGUGGGACCUGCUCAAGACCCUUCUGAAUAGUAAUGACGAGCAAUUAGUCAAGCAGGCCAAGGACUUGAUAGUGGGCCCUCCAGUCAAGGCACAGCUAGUGAACCAACCAGAAGAUGCCACCAAGGAGACUGUAUUUAAGUACAUCAUGAAAAUGCCCGAGCUUGGCUUGCAUCAAAAACUUCAACUGCUGCGUCGUUUUGGAGUCGAAUGCUCCAUUCCACAUGUCCUUCGGAAUCGCUUAUUGGAGCAUCUCCAGCAAAGGGCAGUGAUUCCUCAAGCAACGAAGUUGAGGCUUCGCAAACUGGAUGCCCGACUGCAUCGUUUACACACGCGACAUCGUUACAAAGCCAAACAUCGACUGAGCGAUUUGACCAAAAGGCGACAGCACUUUGAGGAUCUAGUGCCGCAGGAUAUUAUGUCUCUUUUCAGUGUCCUCAAGCUGGAUGAGAACAGUCAACCGAAAAAGGAUGUAAAAAGCAAACCGAAAAAGAAUUCAAAAGGCAAAGAAAUCCAACCUAACAGUCACCCAAAAGUGAAGAAUAUUCCCACAAAGGCUGCUCCUCUACAGGGUUUGGCGCAGAUUUCACAUGUGCAAUUUGGAGCUGGCGAUCAGGCUCAUUUGGUGGCAGUCUGCACCGAAUCAAGGGUUCUCAUAUGGAAUUUACUGACGCUCCGACUGCAGGCGGGCUUGAAAUUAUCCGUCCGUCAACUCGCGUUCGAUCCCCUAACCAACCUAAUGGCUGUAAUUACGAAAAAUGAUGAGUUGCACGUGUUCCAACCGAACGUUCCGCUGCCCCUGUACCAACGCAGCAACCUACCGAAAACCUAUGGCCUGGCCUGGUUACCUAGAAGACAGCCCAAACAGAGCUCCAUCAAUGUGGACUGGCAGGCGCAGUCCACGCUGCUAAUGCUUACACACUCGCAGGAAAUCGCGUACCUGGCGCUACCGGGCCAGAGUCCAUCGGACGAUGCGCCCGCACCAAUCACUUUUGCACAGCCUGCCGACACCGAUAUAGUGUAUAGAAACGAGACAUUCGGACUUUAUGUGACCAAGCAACAGCAGGUUUCCUCUGACUUUCCGGAGAAGAGUGGCCCGCUAAUCGUGGGACGAGGAGAGCACAGUUCUGUAAAUGCGUUUGUCAAUCUUUCCUCCCACACGAUGCCUGCCAUGAGCCUGAUUUGUGGCGAAUUUGUCAAAUCGCUGCUGCUUCAGGCGGACUCAACCUUAAGGCACUCUGCGGCAGCUGGAGAUGUUGCAGUGACCAACGGAGGAGUAGUCAGUGGAAAUGGAGUGUCGCAUGGGGACAGUGAUGAGGAGCCGGAGGAUGCUGAGUUGGAAGAGGUGUCAAAAAGCACACUGGAAACCCGAAAAACGCUGCUGGAGCAGAAGGAAAAGCUUGAGGAUCUGUCACCCGCAGCAGAAAUUGACCAGCAGACGUUGGAUCAUCGAUUGAAGACCAUCACGGCGUUGAGAACCAAACUGAGGUUAUGAAUGUAGAAAAAGCUAUUAGUUGCUCUAACAAAUUUUCUUCUAUUUUUGUAUAAGACUAAGAGAUAAUACAAGUCAUAAUGCAAUAAAGACGUUUUUUUGUGUAUGUGUGACGAUAGAUUCUUCGAAAAAAUGGAAGUUAAUAAAACAAAUUUUAAUAUAUAUACAUUA
This is a messenger RNA of Drosophila biarmipes, 3564 nucleotides long. Its product is annotated as WD repeat-containing protein 75. Bases 166 to 3396 code for a protein of 1076 amino acids. The transcript is spliced from 7 exons. Gene Ontology annotation, molecular function: RNA binding; protein binding. The record is from RefSeq and is a predicted model, not a curated record. Lineage: Eukaryota; Metazoa; Arthropoda; Insecta; Diptera; Drosophilidae. Gene Ontology annotation, cellular component: nucleolus. Gene Ontology annotation, biological process: positive regulation of rRNA processing; positive regulation of transcription by RNA polymerase I.